GGUCGGUAUACUGGGCUAUACAUAGUACUAUGUAAGUAGGAGGUAUACAUAAAUAAGUGAGUAGGUACAUAGGUAAGUAUAUAUCAUGUAGACAUACCUUAGCAUGACCCCACGGUUGACGCUACCUACCCUCGUUGCCGUCCUACAGUACCACCCAAAGUUCUGCACCCAGGUCGCGGCCAGGUACCAUUGGUAGUACCGCCUCUUACAUAGUUGUUCCCAAUUUUUUUACCCCUCCAUCAUAGAAAAGCAUCCUCUGCCCCCCUCUAUCACCACCAUCAUCUUCUCUCACCUUCCUCUCCAUAAUUCCCACUCCCCAAGUACAACUCGACCUCUAUCCUCCUUGUCCUUGCGCAGAUAUCUACUGCCGUAACAUUGUGCCUUGUUAUAUUAUAGAGAAAGCUAUUCAGCAAAAUCGCAACCAUGUCUGGUGCCGUUGCUGAUCUCGGCCUCAUUGGCCUGGCUGUCAUGGGUCAGAACUUGAUUCUGAACAUGGCUGACCAUGGCUUCACGAUCUGCGCCUUCAACCGAACCGUUUCCAAGGUCGACCGCUUCCUGGAAAAUGAAGCAAAGGGCAAGUCUAUUGUCGGCGCUCACUCCACAGAGGAAUUCGUUUCUAAGCUCAAGUCGCCUCGUCGCAUCAUGCUGCUCGUCCAGGCCGGCAAAGCUGUUGACGACUGGAUUGAGACUCUGCUCCCUCUUCUGGAGAAGGGUGACAUUAUUAUUGAUGGUGGAAACUCCCACUUUCCCGACUCCAACCGCCGAACUCAGUAUCUCACCCAGAAGGGAAUCCGAUUUGUCGGCUCCGGUGUUUCCGGUGGUGAAGAGGGUGCUCGUUACGGUCCUUCUAUCAUGCCUGGUGGCAACGAGGAGGCCUGGCCCCAUAUCAAGGACAUCUUCCAAAGCAUUUCUGCCAAGAGCUCUGGUGAAGCCUGCUGUGAGUGGGUUGGAGACGAGGGUGCUGGCCACUACGUCAAGAUGGUCCACAACGGUAUUGAAUAUGGCGACAUGCAGCUGAUCUGCGAGGCUUAUGACAUCAUGAAGCGUGGUCUAGGAUUAUCGAACAAGGAGAUCGGUGACAUUCUCGCCAAGUGGAACAAGGGCGUUCUAGACUCUUUCCUUAUCGAGAUUACCCGUGACAUUAUGUACUUUAACGACGACGACGGCACUGCCUUGGUCGAGAAGAUCCUGGACAAGGCUGGCCAGAAGGGUACCGGAAAGUGGACUGCUGUGAACGCCUUCGACCUCGGAAUGCCCGUUACUCUGAUUGCCGAGGCUGUGUUUGCUCGCUGCCUUUCAUCGAUCAAGGAUGAACGUACCGAGGCGUCAGAGAAGCUUAAGUUCGUCGGUAACUCUCAGGCCUUCGAAGGCAACAAGGAACAAUUCCUCGACAACCUCGAGCAGGCUCUAUAUGCUUCAAAGAUUGUUUCCUAUGCACAGGGUUUCAUGCUGAUGCAAGAGGCCGCUAAAGAAUACAACUGGAAGCUGAACAAGCCCUCAAUUGCUUUGAUGUGGAGAGGUGGUUGCAUUAUUCGCUCGGUUUUCUUGAAGGAUAUCACCUCAGCGUACCGAAAGAACCCAGACUUGAAGAACUUGUUGUUUGACGACUUCUUCAACGAGGCCAUCCACAAGGCGCAGCCAGGUUGGAGAGACGUUGUUUCCAAGGCCGUUCUGCUCGGAAUUCCGACUCCCGCUUUCGCCACAGCGCUGUCGUGGUUCGAUGGGUACCGCACCAAGAACCUGCCCGCGAACCUACUCCAAGCGCAGCGUGACUACUUUGGUGCCCACACAUUCAGAAUCAAGCCCGAGUCCGCUAGUGAGAAGUACCCCGAGGGCAAGGAUAUCCACGUCAACUGGACUGGUCGUGGAGGCAACGUAUCAGCUUCAACAUACCAGGCAUAAGAUGGCGAGGCGAAUAGGAAAAUAGAUAUUUUUCAUGGGCUUAAAGACAAAUGAAACCCAUUGACAAGAUGUUAUGCAUUGGUAAAGGGCUUUUCUUAGUUUUCUUCAAUAGAUGGGAUGGGAAAUAUUCAAUUGAUUAAUGAUCAAACCUCUCGUGCUAAUUUCUGCUGUGCCUGAAUCACGAUGAGCCCCAGCUGUCAUAUGUACUUAAGCAGCCUCUCACGGAUAGGUUAGGUGGUGUUGGCCACACGCCGAUAUCUGGCUUUAUGUGGUUUGUAGGAUAUUUGAUAUUUGAGCUCUUCAAAAGAACUACAAAUUGGGUGAUGAUGUGACUUAGUAACAAAACAGCUGCAUAGUAGGAGC
Messenger RNA from Xylaria bambusicola, 2265 nucleotides. RefSeq names its product 6-phosphogluconate dehydrogenase. Gene Ontology annotation, biological process: pentose-phosphate shunt; pentose-phosphate shunt, oxidative branch. NCBI's taxonomy places the organism in Eukaryota, Fungi, Ascomycota, Sordariomycetes, Xylariales, Xylariaceae. Bases 424 to 1902 code for a protein of 492 amino acids. Gene Ontology annotation, cellular component: cytosol. The record is from RefSeq and is a predicted model, not a curated record. Gene Ontology annotation, molecular function: phosphogluconate dehydrogenase (decarboxylating) activity; NADP binding. The transcript has 5 exons.